Messenger RNA from Podarcis lilfordi (Lilford's wall lizard), 26914 nucleotides. NCBI's taxonomy places the organism in Eukaryota, Metazoa, Chordata, Lepidosauria, Squamata, Lacertidae. The record is from the annotation of a GenBank genome assembly.
AUGGAUCGCAGGCCAAGAUCCUGUUUGGAGAAUCUGGUCCUGGUCAGAACAACCACAAAGUUUGCAUUAUCAGAAAAGAAAAGAAAAAAUUAAAUGCAGAGCCAAAUGCAACUUUCUCAACUGUUUCGUAGUCUAAGACAUUGAGCCUCUUGAGCUUGCUGAUCAAAAGGUUGGCAGUUCAAAUCCCCGUGAUCAAGUGAGCUCCUGUUGCUCUAUCCCAGCUCCUGCUAACCUAGCAGUUCAAAAGCACAUCGGUGCAAAGAGAUAAAUAGGUACCGCUGCGGUGGGAAGGUAAAUGGUGUUUCUGUGCGCUCUGGUUUCCAUCAGUGUUCUGUUGCGCCAGAAGCGGUUUAGUCAUGCUGGCCACAUGACCCGGAAAUUGUCUGUGGACAAAUGCUGGCUCCCUUGGCUUGAAAGCAAGAUGAGCACCGCAACCCCGUGGUCACCUUUGACUGGACUUAACCAUCCAGGGGUGCUUUACCUUUUUACUACUGCUACUACUGUUCUUACUUACACGCCACCAAUCUGACUGGGUUGCUUGUGGGAUGCUCUCCCUGAAGAGGCCCACCUGGGGCCUUUCACAUGGGUGGCUAUACCUUUUUGCGUUCAAGCGAAGAGCAUCGUGUGAAUGCAACAGCAACAACAAAAAAUCCGUUCUAUCCACCCCCCAUGUUUCGUGACAGCCCCAUGCUCUUGACUCGCUGUCGCUAUUCCUGAUAUUAUCAUCCCCUUCCUCUCCUCUCCUCCAUUAUACCUAAUUUGAUGUUUGAUGUUUGAUCGUGUUUUAAAUAUUCUGUUCUGUUGAGAGCCAGCCAGAGUGGCUGCGGGAACCCAGCCAGAUGGGCGGGGGUAUAAUAAUAAAAAUAUUAACAACAACAACAACAACAAUAAUAAUAUUGUUCGUUUGUAACGGAAAAUCAUUCAAAAGCAAGAAAAAUUUUUUUUUAAAGGAAGAGAACAUUUCUAACGGCUACGAAGCCACACGCUUUUUGGGUCGUGGGGUUGCUUCGUUGUUUGGGGUUGAGCGCGUUCACACGACGGAGCCGCGCCAAAAGAGCCUCCUUUCCCUCGACAGCCGCCGUUUUUAUAUCGCGCGCUUCUUCUCCUCCUCACAGGUUUUCCCGCUCUUUUUCCCGCCCAGCGCCGGGAGCGCGCACGUGGGGCGGCGGGCGCGCUCUCGCGGCCCGGCCCCGCCGUCCCUUACCCGGCCGUCUCCUCCUCAGCUUCGGGGGGAGGCGACCCGCCUCAGCCACUGCGCCGCCGCCGCCCGCGACGGAUAGAGGAGGACGGAGGGGGCAGCGAUGGUAGGUGGCCCGGGCCCGGGCUCGGCUUCUCCCUCCGUCGCCCUGCAGGCCCUCCCUCGGGAAGGCCCCGGUGCGGCGGGAAGAGAGGCCCGGCCCUGGCCGUCGAGGAAUGGCGGGUCUGGGGCGGCGGGUGGGGGGGAGGCUGGCUUAGCAGCGGGGCAAGCGAGAGGCGCCGGGUCUUACCUCGGGUGGGGGCUGGGAUGAGACGGGCCGGGCCUUCCGCAGUUCGGGUGCGAUGGGGAUAUCCCUUCCUUGGCACUUAUUAUUAUUCUCUCCCACCCCCGCCCUCCUUGCUGUACUGCUUCUUUUUUAAAGGUUUUGGCCUAGUUUUUCCUCCUAAAGACCAAUCCGACCGACCUCAGGCCGCAGGUGGGGAUCCUGAGUGAUGAGAUAACUCUCUACUUCCCCCCCCCUCCUCCCUCUCUGCAAUCCUGGGGAUGCCUGCUCAGAAGCAAGUCCCAUUCAGUUCCGUGGGACUUCCUCCCCCCGGGGAAAAAAGAUUGCAGCCAUACACACACAAUUUCUUGCAAGUAGGAAGCCAAGGCCCGUUGCAUUCAGUGGGACUUCCUGGGCAAGUAUGCGUAGGAUUUGCAGACACACACAUGCAAUUUAUUGCAAGUAGAAAGCUGGGGUUGUCUGCUCAGAAGCAAGCUCCGUUCAGUUCAGUGGGACUUCCUCCCCCAGGCAUAUACGAUUGCAGCUGUGCACACACAAUUUCCUGCAAGUAGGAAGCCAAGUCCCAUUGUAUUCAGUGGGACUUUGUGGGCAAGUAUGCAUAAGAUUUGCGGACACGCACACGCGCACACACAAUUUCUUACAAGCAGAAAGCUAUAUCGGGGAGAAGGCUAGAUUACAACCUUCCCAUUCCUAUCUACUCAUUGAAAAUGAGUGUUUUAGUUUGAACCCAAACUUUUUUGUUUGCAGGGAUUUUUGUUCUCUUGCCUGGAGGAAGGUUUUUGCCAGUUAAGACUUGGACCAAUGAGAGAUCGGUCACUGUGUGUGCAGCUAGUCCUACAAAGGCAAAGCCUGCAGCUUUCUCCUUGACAUGCUACUUAAUAAUAAUAAUACUUAACAUUAAGGGAUUUAUAUGCAUAUGUUGUCAAAUGUACUAUAACUUCAGAAGCGAUGAUUUACCACUGGUAGGAACUUACGAAGUUGCCUUGUAAGACAUUUAACCAUUGGCCCAUCUAACUUUUGUAUAUGCUGACUGGCAGCAGCUCUGCAGGGAGGUACUGGGGGUUGGCACUGCAGAAACCCCUGCAGCACUCACUAGCUGCCAUUGAGAAGUAGCAGCCUUCUGGGAGUGGAAGGCGGAUCAUCUUUGGAGAUUUGGGCUCCCUCCUGUGUGCGGUGGCAUUUAAAGUAGAGACAGCGAUGACAGCACUUCCUUUGCAAAGCAGGUGGGCAUGUGGCAGGUCAAAGCAGGAGCCAUCUCUGCUUGUCUGCUUCCUUUUCCCGCAUCGUCUCCCUCUGGAGUGCUGGGGAUUGGGCCCAGGACAGCCCCUUUGCCUUAGAGGCAGGGGAGCAGAGGUACCUGCUGCUCACAGGGAGCAAUGGUAACAGGGAGCUUGCCAUGUCCCCUUGUGCCAUGUGGUGUAUUGGGCUUUGUUUUCCACAGGCAUCUGGUUGGCCACUGUGAAAACAGGAUGCUAGACUAGAUGGACCAUUGGCUUGGUCCAGCAGGGCUCUGUUUAUGUUCUUAGGGUCACUUCUGCCUCUCAGUUGCUUUCUGUUGCUCCUGAAGGAGCGUUUCCACCCCCGUUGUUCUGCCUGGACACUGAGGUCAAGCGCUGAGGGCCUUCUAGCGAUUACCUCACCGUGAGAAGUGAUGUUACAGGGAACCAGGCAGAGGGCCUUCUCGGUAGUGGCGCCUGCCCUGUGGAACAUCCCAUUAGAUGUCAAGGAAAUACACAACUAUCUGACUUUUAGAAGACAUCUGAAGGCAGCCCUGUUUAGGGAAGUUUUAAUGAUUGACAUUUUAUUCUAUUUUUAGUGUUCUGAUGGGCGGGGUAUAAAUAAUAAAAUUAUUGUUAUUAUUCUGUUUCUGACUGGCACAACACAACUAGGCACAUUGCUGUGAUGGCAGCAGCUACAGUCAUACCUCGGGUUAAAGUAGCUUUGGGCUGAGAGUUUUCGGGUUGUGCUCUGUGGCGACCUGAAGUAAUGGGACAUGUUACUUCCGCGUUUCGCCGCAUGCGCAGAUGCUCAAAAUGACAUCAUGCGCAGACGUGGCGAAUCGUGACCUGCGCACGCGCAGACGCAGGUUGCGUUCACUUCAGGAUGCAAACGGGGCUCCGGAACGGAUCCCGUCGCAUCCAGAGGUACCACUGUAUUGCCUCUGCUGCUUUGUCAGCUGUUUCCAUACAUUGGCUAUCUUCUCCUGGUUGAUGUGGGAGAUAAUCCCAAGGACUUUAUCACCCAGAGAUAGAAAGUGAACAAGGGCAGUGGCUUCUUCACUCCUGAGUUGCCCACUAAGGCAUGUAAGCAGCAUAGGGAGUUCAAAGAGAAGGUGCAAUUGCAGUUUCUGCCCAUUUGCUCUUUGCUUCUGGGUGGAGAAGACCUACCGGUAAGUCCACGAUGCACAGACCUAACUGCUGUACCUCCUAAAGAGAGAGAGCAGAGGUGACAGCUUCUGCUUCCUGCAACUGCCUCUGUUGUUUAUUCAGGUGAGCAAACAGUGGUGGCAGCUGUUGCCUUUAAAUGCUUUGCGUCUCCCUCUGGGCAGUGUGGCAGGGAUGUUUUCCCUCUGGGGAAAGGUGGAGGGGGCCCUGAGCAUUUUUGCAGAGAACCCACUUUCCCAGAUUGGAAUAGGCCGUGUCCCACUACUGAGAAGCAGUAUAUCUUUUUAUGGUGGAGGAUAUUGUGUUUUCAAUGCUGCCUCAAAAUCUUGGGAUGGUUGGUACAGUGCUAGUCACUAGGGCAGUAAACAUGAAAGGAAUGUGGUGCAGUUUUCCAAUUUAAGUAACUUGCAGUGCAAUCCUACCUCUGUCUACUUGGAAGCAAGUACCAUUGCAUUUAGUGGGGCUAAAUCCAAAGUAAGUGGGUAUUGGAUUGCAUCUUUAUUAUGAGUGCCUUUCUUUUCCCCAGAGGGGGUUACAGCAUAACCUUGCAUAUUGGUGGGUUUCUUUUGUUGGGGUAUCCUACGGCUUUUGUGUGCGUGCAUGCAUUUAUAUCUCAGGGAAGUGUUUGAAAGAGCAGGAAAUAAUCAGAUAGUCAGCCACAUUAGAGAACCCUCCCUCCUCCAGUCUUGAGCCUGGUGUUAGAAAUCUGAAAUCUAGGUAUCUGGUUGGCCCUUGGGUACUCAUGUCUAUAGGAAGCAGCUUGGCUUGGCAAAUCCAAGACACCUUGAGAAACUUCCAGCAUCUUUUAUUCCUCCACCAGCAUGUUUUCCCAUCAGUUGUAAGAGACACAUGGAUUGAAUUCAUGCACUGGCAUGUUUAUGGUUCUUAAAGUAGGAUUCUAAAGAUUUAUGCUACAUUAUUAUUAUUUAUGUUGAUAAUAAAGAAUAAUGCAGAAGUAGUGUGUAUGUAGCAGCCAAAAGAACUUAACAAGGCCUUGACUAAAUACGUAUUUAUUGUUCUGCCAGUCAUGUCACCACUUCCUUGUAGGUCCCACCAGUGAUUAAACUGCGCACACUGCUCUCUGCUUGUCAUAUAGAUUGUAUUAAUAAAUAGUUUGUUUCUUACUCCCAGAGAGCUGUCUCUUACUGGUGUGUGUGGGGACUAUUCAUUUGGAAACAGAGGGUGUUAAGAAAACCAAACACAUUGUUCCUUGCUAAGCCAUGAAUAUGGAGUACACACUUUUAAAAUGGAAAGAGGUAGGCAAAGAAUUGCAGUAAAAAUAUUGGCUCAUAAAGGAAUUAAUAGGCAGAUUAUGACUAAAAUAUUAAAAAAUUCAAUAAUAGAUCUAUAUUUUACAAAUCUAGUUUUUUAAAUGAAAAUUCUGCUUGAUAUUCAUCGUGCCUUGAGAGCAUUCAGUCAGAACAAAACAUCCACAAAUGGGGAAGAUUUAUGCAAAUUGGAAUCUUGCUAAUUUCCUGAAAUUAUGAAGUUAAUAUGAAGCAAAGGCUUUCACCUGCAUGUUAAAGGAGUCCAACUGGCACAUUUGCAUCGCUCGUGGCAUUUUAAAGCUAGGUCUGUGGUGGCUGGUAAAAUUGAAAAGCAACUUACAAUGAACUAGGGCAGUAUUUAAUCUCUUUGCAUCCAAAAGAUUUAUUUAAUUAGUGGAUGUUCACAUAUUCAAACUUAGGAACAUAAGAAAAGCCCUGCUAGAUGAAACCAAAGGUGCAUCUAGGCCAGAAUCCUGUCCCCACAGUGGUGAAUGAGAUGCCCCUGGGAAGCCCAUAAGCAAGACAUGAGUGCAAGGGCACUCUCCCUACUUUCAGUUCCCAGCAAGUGAUAGUCAGUGGUUUGGGACACGGGUGGCGCUGUGGUCUAAACCACUGAGCCACUUGGGCUUGCCGAUCAGAAGGUCGGCGGUUCGAAUCCCCGUGGCGGGGUGAGCUCCUGUUGCUCUGUCCCAGCUCCUGCAACCUAGCAGUUGGAAAGCACACCGGUGCUAGUAGAUAAAUAGGUACCGCUGUGGCGGGAAGAUAAACAGUGUUUCUGUGCGCUCUGGUUUCCAUCACAGUGUUCCGUUGCGCCAGAAACGGUUUAGUCAUGCUGCCCACAUGACCCAGAAAGCUGUCUGUGGACAAACACCGACUCCCUUGGCUUGAAAGCGAGAUGAGCACCGCAACCCCAUGGUCGCCUUUGAGUGGAUGUAACCGUCCAGAGGUCCUAUCCCUUUUUACCUUACCUUAUUCAGAGGCAUAGUACCUCAGAUACCAUACACAGCCAUCAUGAUUAGUAGUUAUCUGUCCUCAUACUUCCAGCAGCUUUGUUGGCUAACUCCUGGCUCUAAUGUUAUGAGAGGAGGAGAAAAUUGAUAGUAAUUUUAUUUUCUGUGACAAAGUGGAUGGGACAUCCUGCAAAAUUUUAUACACCCCUAUCAUGCCAUGCCCCAGCAGUACACAUUUCCCCCCAAAACUAAGUAAGCCCCAAAUGUUUUAAACUUUUUUUGUUGAGAGGUUGCUCCACCCCUUUGAUCAUUUUGAUCGCCUGUUUCUGAACCUUUCCCAGGCUUAUCGCAGAAAUCAAAGGGUACAGCUAUAGACCUAAAACAGCAUUGCAAGUUAUGUUCCUUGCAUCUGGCAGAACACUGUUCUGUGUUGCUAACAGUUUACAUUGUUUUCUUCUUCCAGUUGUUCCCUGCUUCCAGAUUCUAUGUAAUCAAUUUAGUUCUGAACUCUUGGGCUGUUUUUUUGUAAUUACCAGGGUGUGGUUUAUUUUCUGUCAUUGACAUAACCCCACUCCUUGCUUGUAUAAGAGUUCAAAGUAUAAACUAGGGUUAUAAACUGGUCGGUUAAAUUCAUUUAAAUAUUUAUAUGAUACCAAGCCUUAAUUUCUUCUGGGGAGCAACAGUGGGAGAGUGCUGUUCCAGGGUGUAGGUGCUGCCACACUAAAAUACCUUACAGCUGCAGAACGUGUAUGAUGCGAGACCUGUAACAGUGCCAGCUCCACAGCAAGUUAUUAGCCAUUGCUCAAAGAAAUACUGUGUUUAAAUGUUUCUUCACCCGACAGAAGAAUUUAGAUAUUUAGGGUUGUUCAGGGUUUCACUUGAGAACGUGAAUGUUCACACAUGCAAGCCCUGCCCUCAAUGUUCCCAGAUGUGUGGACUCCUGUUUAGACCUUUGUGUGAUUAGAAGGGGAAUUUAAAGUGCAUUUUGCUAUAAACCCACUUAGGAAACUCCCCUUGAUUUGGAGCCCUUUCUUACCAUGGUUCCUGGUAGCAGGGAGGUAUCAGCAGAGUGCAGUUCAAAACUUCCUUCAAACCUUUGUGGUAGUUGCACCAAGAUCUGAAAAGGAGCCAGCAUGCCCAGUGACACUAGGGAUGAGGCUAGAAUGUGAAUCCUGCUCGCAUCCAUGGUUUCAGUGUUUGCAUAUUUGCAAGGAUGCUUGAACACACCUGAGUAAAACCUUAAAAUGUCUCAAAACUGUCUCAGUAUUGUAGGAAGAUCCAUAUUUGAAAGUAGUGGCAUGAACUUUGGUUUGCAACUGCCUGCUUUGGCAAACUGGCUAUUGCUGUUAGAAGGGAAUCUUAGUUUUAGUAGGUUGGUGGAUUUACUGCAAAAGAUACAUUAUGUGCGAGAUCCCCCCCCCCCCCCCAAAUCCAAGGGCUGUUAGUUUAAGUGAACUGUAGAUCAGGCAGACCUGAAAAUGAUAAAGGGAAGAGUUAUCUGAAAAAAGAAUAACCAGCUACCCUGCAUAUUCACACAGGAAAUAUUUUUAAUCUGUAUCUAUCUAGGCCUGGUUGUAUUUCCCAGACAUUCAAGAAGACAAGUGAUAGCAUAGCAGUUUGAAAAAUAUAAAGUGAGUAGCCCUUUGCUUCUUAUAAGCUUAAUAACAGUAAUGGCUUCCACAAGAAACAGUUGUAGAUCAUGAGAAGACAAGCUUCCAAAUGGAUAGGGACAUUCUGAUGAAUCACAUCUGAAGUUGCUCCUUAAAAUUAAUAAGUUCCUUUAUUUAUUUAAAGCAAUAUCUACCAAACUUUUCUGCUUAUAUAAAAUCAUGAAAAACAAGACAUUCCCCACCUGUACGCUUACAGUCUAAAAGACACAACACAAAACAAAAAGGGGAUAAGGAGGGAAGAGGAAACUAACCAAACUCAGGCACCAAUUUUUAAAUUACAGAGUUCUAAUAAUGACUCAGUGGUACGAAAAUAGCAAGAGGUGAAGCCAAAUAGAACCAGUGGGGAUACCCUGCUUUCCACCAUGUUGACAUGAUGGGUGGCUGCUGCUAGGUUCCGUUGUUGUCAGCCCCACCAAUUAAUCAAAGAGCACGUUAUACCCUGCAAUUAAAGAUUUAAUGGAGUCAGUCAUUAAUACCACAAGAUUAUGUCUAUUAAAUCAAUAUAGGGCAGACGAGUAGCAUUUGUGCCAAAUCAACAUUAAUCUGCAACUUAAGCAUAGUGCGGGCAAAACUUGUAGCAUAGUCUUAAGUGUAUCUACUGUCAUUAAACCCCACAGGGUUCAAAGGGGUUUACUUCUUAGUGAAUAAAUAUGUCCUCUUCUCUCCCACAACAGAGUUUGGCUGUUACAUGCAUUUGGGAUUCAUCUUAAAAUGGCAGUGGAAUAUUGUCUUAAGUGGUAACAAGAAUAAUGGGAGGAACUGUGUACUAUAGUCUGAUGAUGACACCAUUUUGUAGAUAUUCGUUAUUUUCUCCAAGUGAAUUUCAUGACCAAGUGUGAAUUUGAACCCAGGUUCUCCAUCCUAAAUCUAACCCUAGCUCACAGGAUUACAUUUUAGGUGCUUUGUAGCCACCUUGACUUCACUGUUGAAUUUGUUGAUAGUUUGCUUUGACUUGAGGUUUGGAUUUAUAGGUAAAUAUUGAGAACAUGGUGAUCAGUGCUUAAUGUUUCCAUUCAGGUUUAGCGUUCCUAUAUGGUAUGUGAAUACUGUUCAGUCUUUCUGUUGACAACAUCUUCUAAUGAAGUAUAUGGGAAUGAAUACAUUCACUGAGGAUGUUAAGUAGUGCAAGGUUGUAUGAUUUGGAAAAUUACAAUUCCAUUGUUGUUUGACUAAAUGAAACAGAUGGCUAUUUCUUUUUUAAAGUACUUAAUGAAAAUAACCAUUAUAGAGUUAUAUAGGGCUAAACCUGCACUUCUCUGUAUUUGUUUCCGAGAUUAAUCAUGGUGUUUUCCCCUUAAUUGUAUUGUCAAGAAGCAAAUUAUGCAUAGCUAGCACUCUAAACGUUUCUUGGUAAUUUUGUCAAAUGCACAGUGGGAAAAUAAGUAUUGCCGUACUGGUAAAAUCAUACAGCGUAGCAGGGAAACUUAAAAUAUUAUUCCAUUCCAUUUAAAGCUGUCUGGUGGAACAAAAUGACUGUACACUAAUUAGUCUUAUAUGCAAUUUCAGUCCUGAAGGGUUCCAUCUUUGUGACACUUUAGUUUUUCCAACUGUGACGUGGGUAUUCCUAUAGGAGGUCACUGUUGCUAGGGAAGGCCUGAACAUACAGGAAAGGAAGGAAGCAGAAUGAGGAUCAAAUUAAAAAAAGAACAGUGAUGCCUAAGAGGAAGUCAAUCUGAACAGAGGGAACCAAAUGCUACCGCACACAAAUGGCUUAUUUAGAGUUAUUUUGUGGUUGGGGGCAGAAUUCCCUAGACAGUUAAACUGAGAAAGACUUUCUACCUAAGGAAUCCCAGAAAGCUCCUGGCAAUCAUAUACUGGGCUUAUAGCAGUAUGGGCUUUCCUGUAAAAAAAAGAAGCAGAAACGGUGAUUUCCCCCCUUUGCCCUUAUCAGUGGAGAUCUCCUUUAGCAUGUUUGCCUUAAGAGUUAGUAAACAAAUUACAUAUGCUGUAUGAAUAACUGGGACAAAAAUACAGUAGUCCAGAUUAGUUGAACUGAAAUAUUUGAAAAGGGAAAAAAAUUAAGUGCACUUUUCAUUCAAAACAUAUAUUCAAGCAUAUUCAAAGCUUUACUAGAAAAUUAUUGUAUUGGAAUACUUGUAAAUAUUUUAAGACAUGACAACCCUUACUAUAUCUAUAUCUGUAGCUAUAUCUAUCUUUAUAUUUAUAGAUAGAUAUAACAGUUUAAUAACACAUAAUUACACGUUUCUGGAUUGAACAAAACCAUCCACUGAUGCAUCACCCUCGCUUGUGCUAAGAAAAUCUAGCUAAGACUGCCUACCCAUAUAAGGCUAAGAAAAAUAUUUUAUGGGCUAGAUAUUUUGUUUAUAUUGUGAUCCUCAGAUGAAGGGUGAUACAGAAAUAAAAUAAAUAAUAAAUAUGGAACAUGGUCUGUGUGAGUGGAACUGUAGCUAAAAGCCAUUUGGCUGUGCUUUUAGUUGUCAUUUUUAUCAGAAAUCCAUUCUCUGCAAGCCUUUGACUCUCCAAACCAUGUAUUUUGCCCUCCAAGGAAUAGUACCAGAUCCUUUUUGAAUCCAUCUUAAAUUAACUCUCUCUUUGGCUUGAAGUUAAUUGAAGUCUCUCCUCUCCCCAAACCAAACCAAACCAAACCCAUGUAAGGUCUUAAACGGGGCAUCGCCAAAACCAGUGAAUUCUUUCUAGUGUUAAGUUUCCUUCCUCUCUCCCAUAAUCAGAUUUAGUAUUUGAUGCAGUAAUUCUUUUAGCAGCUCAGGGGUGUUGCCAGAAAUUUAGAACUUUGAACUUAGGCCCAACCUACUUAAAAUGCAUACACCCCUGUAAUACAAAGCUCUCUUCCUAAAAUUGCAAGGAUGGGGAGCAUUCAGCACGUGCUCCUGCACCAGCAGGAUGUAAGAUUUGAAUUAUAGUAGUAUGACACAGCACUGUUCGCGUUGUACAUAAGGCACUGCUGAGUAAUGGUAAUGUUUUCAGGGCAACUCUGGCAACGGAGUGGGACUGCUUAUCCAUCGCUAAUCUGUGUGGCAUUUUGGCUUCCAUGGUGCACCUCCAAAGGGCUCCAGCCUUUUGGAGACCAAGGGCACAUUUGCAAACCAGAAAAACGGAUGUGGCCACCACACUGACACAGCUAGCGCAGUUACACAUGCACUGCCGUCACACACUCUCCCCUCUGUCAGCAGUUUGGCUUGAAAAGUGUUAGCUCUCCAUUCCCAGGUGUAACACACACACACACACACACACACACACACACACACACACCCUACACACAUGAAAUCGCUCCCUGCAUUGCAGGAAGGUGUCAAAGAAGCCUGCUAUUGGCUACAAUAAAAAUGUUUGUUUCAAGCUUAAUUCUGUGGGAGGUGGAACAGAGAAAGGACUGGGAUCUUGCAAGUGCAGGCACCAUGUUCGUAAUGCAUGCGCUAGGCAGCUCAAGACUGUAGGCUAAAUAUUUGCAGGCAACUUUUUAUCACGUAAUUACAGCUAGUAGGUAGGAUGGCAGAUAGGAUAUGGUGCAACUUGUACAGCUUCUUCUGUGUCUGGAAUUUAUACCCCACUGUAGUUGUGCACCUCUGUAGGACGAUUGCAUGCUAUCACAUUCAGAUUAUUCUAUUAUCAGGCACCUUUUUGCAUCAUUGACCUGUUUUCAGAAGCGCUCACGUUUAAGCAGAAGCAAACUGGCAACUCUUGAGAAGCAGGCUUCUAGAAAGAGGGGUUAGUUUUGAAACCUGUUUGACGUUUUGCUUCUGGUACCCCAAAGUGAUGGCUUUUUAAGUUCUAAUUUUUUCUGUGAUGCUGAUGGUGUAUUAGGAACAACAUGUUUUGAAAGUGAGAUGCCAGCUUGGUACUGUACCACUCAGUGAACCCUUAUUUCAAAAAUUUGCCCACACAGCCUUGUGUCGAGAGAGGAAUGCUCUAGCCCAGGAGGAGCAGAAGGUGGAUUUGGGGUCUUCUGGUAGAUCUCUAGAAGGUCUGCAGUGGAUGAGUGUGGGUUUCUGACCUUUAGUGGUCAACAAUAGCAAAUAAUUAAUGUCUUAGAAAUAAUUCACUAGGGUUGCUGAAAUUAAGAAUGCUUUUGUGGAAGAAUCUGUAUAAGUGUUUUUUGUGCAAAAGAACUGUAAGCUCAGUUUUUAUAAUGGGGGGGGGGACCUUCAGCAAAUAUGCUCAGAGGCACGCUCUUCCUUAAUUCUCAGUGUUUGCCAGCCCCUCCAAAUCAUUUUUUCCCUUUCUCCUAGCUCUGGGUGGUGCACCCUUUGGGUACAGUGCAAAGUGCUUACAAUACCCCUCCCUACUCACCCAACUCACUCUGCUUUGAGGGAGGGGAGCUGUACAUGUACUAAUACAGGAAGCAGAGUUGGAUCCAAGCUCUAAAGGAAGGGGUGAGCUGCACCUUUAUGCCAGGGAGGGGGCUAACACCAGAUCCUGUACUUACAACACAUCCAAUUGGUGGGAUGCAUUAAGCAACAUGCCAACACAUAGUAAACCAUAAUUACUUUAGUUUAGACCCUUUCAAAUGCAAGAAGUCUGUCUCUUUAAACAAUUUAAAUUUAUGUCUAAUUUGAUAUUGUAUAUUUCUUGUACACAUAUGGAGGUUUUGCUGUGACUGUGCAAUCACCAGUGGUGUAAUUUGGCCUAAUUAGCCUUUGCUUAGUGAUUUGGGAUGUCUAUCAAGGACUGUUAUGUUCUCAGGAAACGUAGUGAGUUAAAAGCUAAUGCAGUGACCUCAUCUCUAUUCAUUAAGCUCCAGAGUAUAAACUGCACUGGAGAGCGACUGUUAAACCGUAUCAGUCCAUUUUUAUGCUGCAAGUUAAUCUGCUUUAAUUUGGAUACUAAAUUUAUUCAAUUUAACAUUUGCAGUUAUAACGGGAAAUAAUUUACAGGAAAAAAUGCAGUAUAUUGUUCACUUCCCUUUUUGCCUUGCUUGCAAACGUUUCUCGGGAUUUUGUUGUUGGUGGUGAGGCACAAUCAUUUUUAUUUUCUUGGGUUCUUUAAAAUGAUGUUCCUGUUUGAAAAUUGGUAUGGCUUCAAGGGGAAAUUAUUAGCCAAGGACCAAUAGAAAACACACACAUUUGUAUCAUUUACUUUGUGCGAAUGGUUUGCCUUUCUACUUAAACCGAUCAUUAAAUGAGAGUGCAGCCACCGGCUCUUUAAUAUUAGAGCUAUAUGCACACUGUGUCGCUGUGCUGCUGGUCCAAUCGCUCUUUGUGACUUCAGCUAUUGGCUCAGAACGCUGCUUGUCUGACUCCAUCUGCAGGGCUCUAACACCUCCUGCACUCAGAUCCAUUCAACACACAACUCGCGCCAGCUGACAAGCAAGCAGCAGCAGCAGCAGCAUAUCUUGCUCUCCUACUUUGUUUUGCCACACAACAAAGCUCUCUCGCAAGCAAAUGAAGCUGGGAGUCAUGAUGGGGAGGAGUUUGACAGAUCAAGUACUGGAUCAAACUUAAAAAGCUAAUAUCUUAAUUCAGCAUACUGGAAAAAAGGUCACCUUGCCUUGCUGGAAAAAGAAGCACACAAUCUCAGCCUUGCAGCUCUGUGUUCGGUACCUUCUGCUUUCCUCUGUUCUACGUAGUUAGGCUAUCUGAUUACACAGACGAGGAUACUCAUGGUAGAUGACAAGGGAAAGAACAUGAAAUGUCUCACCUUCUUCUUGAUGCUUCCAGAGACAGUUAAGAACAGGUCCAAGAAAAGCUCCAAGAAGGCAAGCAGUAGCAGUGGUGGCAGCAGCAGCAAGUUACCUCCAGUUUGCUAUGAAAUCAUUACCUUGAAGACUAAAAAGAAGAAGAAGAUGGCUGCUGAUAUUUUCCCCCGAAAGAAGCCGGCGAACAGUAACACCACUGCUGUCCAGCAAUACCACCAGCAAAACAUCAAUAACAACAACAUCAUCCCAGCUCCAAACUGGCAAGGACUGUACCCCACCAUCCGAGAAAGGUAAGCAAGUUGGGAAAUGGUUUCUUAAUUGUGCUUUUCAGUUCAGUGGCAGUCUGUAGUGAGAUGUGUGCCCUCUUUUCGAACAGCAUGCCUUCCCGUUAGGCAGUGCUCAAAGAAGGGGAAAUGCUUUUACUUUCCCCUUGUGCAGUUGUUAUUUUUUCUCCUGAUAAUGAAGAAUAUUUUUGCAUGCAAGCUGCCAUGAUUUAACCUCUUAGGCAUUCUUCUCUCAUGAAGGCACAUUCACGCCAUAUUAAUCUUCAUAUUUGAUCACACAGUUUAGCAUUUUUACUUUUACAAAAGUUCUUGCUAAGUUUUUCUUGCAGUGUCAUACUUUUUUAAUUAUUAAAAAAUGGCCAGAGCUUGGUUCAUUUAAUGAUUAUUAAAGUCAUUUAAAAUUUGUUCUGCUUUUUUCAAAAAGGACUGUUUUCUUUCUCUCUUUGUGUUUGUGUGUUUUCUUGGUUGCUCUUGAAAGAUUGUAACAUUUUAAGGAGCUGAAUUGCAUGUAUGGGAUGCUGAAACCCUAAAAUAACUUAUUGCCUCUGUUUGUAGAAAUGCAGUAAUGUUCAACAAUGACUUGAUGGCAGAUGUUCAUUUUGUGGUUGGUCCACCAGGUGGGACCCAGCGGUUGCCAGGACACAAAGUAAGCAACAGCUGCAUUACUAGAUCUGACAUGGGAAAAGCAAGGGGAACAUCAACCGUUGCCAUUGUAACUUAGUGUGGGAGGCUUGGGUACUGGAACUGACAUAAUUAUGGAAGCUUUUAAGCAUCUUUGCCUGGUGAAAUGCUUUAGCAGUUUCCCCUCCAGUUAAAUAUCUUUGCUACUGUAAUACAAGGUUGGGAAAAUCUGUGUCUGUUUCUAGACCAGAGUUCCCAGCCAUGCUAGCCGUUGGGCAUGGGAGUUGUAGUUCAACAUGUUCCUCAACUGUGCAGUACAAUAUUACCCCCUCCAAAAUCUUGUUUUACUGAUUUAUGACAUUAUUAUCCUAUCCUUCCACCAAUCUGCCCUCCUUUUAAAAACUCACAACAACCCUGUGAAGUAGGUUAUGCUGAGACGGCGGCUGGUCCAAAGUCACCCCAUAAGUGGAAAUUUGAUCUCAGGCCUCCACAUAUAACAUUCUGAAACACUGCAACACACUGCCUCCCAGUGGGGAUAGCAAUGUAUUAGAAUAGCAGUCUGUUCAGGGAUGUGGAUGGGGUUUCUCCAGGAUUCCCUUAGUGAGUUUUGCUUUAAAAAUUUAGAGUGCAAAGUGAAGCCAUGCCAUGCUCUCUCAUUACUGUUGAUUGCCUUCAUGGCUUCAUUCUUAAUGCUCACUGUGGCGCUGCCACAUUUCUGCUUUUCUGUUGGUGAUGAAUUUUGUUCUAAAGCAUGAAAUAAUAUUUCCCUUUUUGAACAGUAUGUCUUAGCUGUUGGAAGCUCUGUAUUCCAUGCAAUGUUUUAUGGAGAGCUUGCUGAGGACAAAGAUGAAAUCCGUAUACCAGAUGUGGAGCCUGCUGCUUUCCUCGCUAUGCUGAAGUAAGCAUCCUUCUUCAUUGCUGGAAGUGAAAUUGUUUGUACUUGAUCUAGUAAUGCCAUAGUUAAAAAGUUAGGCAUUGUCAUAAAGAAAGAAUUGAUGUGCAAAUGCACUCAUUAGCUUAUGGAUACGGUGUCUGUAGUUGUGUGUUAAUUAUAGGACUUUUAAAAAUGAAUAUUUUAUUUAUCCCUCCCUUCCUUCAGAUGUCAAAGAGAUAAAGAAUUAAACAACUUUUAGAAGACAUCUGAAGGCAGCUCUGUAUCGGGAGGUUUUUAACGCUUCAUGUUUUAUGUUUUUAGAUAUGCUGUAAACCGCUCAGAGUGGCUGGGGAAACCCAGCCAGAUGGGUGGGGUGUUGUUGUUGUUGUUGUUGUUUUAUUAAUAAUAACCCCUCACUUCCCUUCCCCGCCUCCAUCUCCUGCAUAUUUAUUUAGUCAGCAGGUCACAUUGGUCAAGCUGCUUUUUCAUAUACUUUAUAAAGAAUUGAAUAUAAAAAGGAAGAGCUUUAAAAUAGGGUGAAAAGGAAAGAUUCCAAACUACUAAUAUACUGUUGCCCGUUUUAGAUGCAACACCAAGCCAAACCAUGGCUUAGCACAUCUGAGCAAGCAUGCAAGUCUCCAGAGUGAAGAUCACAGCCUCAACAAUCCUAUCUCAGUCUUGCUGCUGUCAUGCUUCCUGGGGCUAAGCCAUGGUUUGGCUUAGUCUUCCUUCCACGAUCCAGGGUCAUGGUUUGACUCACUUCAGAGAUACAAUGCAUGGCAAAGCAAGAACAAACCUUGGUUGCAGCGGGUGGUUUGUCUGGUGCAAGGUGAACCAUGGGACACAAUCUUCACUCUGAGAUCUCACACGUUUCCUCAUUCCCAAUAAACCAUGAUUUGGCUUAGCAUUACAGGUGAACCAGGUCUGCAUUUGUUUGUGCUACCCCUUUUUCUAACGACACAAUUCCUUUUUAUUCCUGAUAAGCGCAGCUUCUGAUGAUACUGUAAACUUCUGAAAUGCAGUCACUGAUGAUAAUGUUUUCUUAUAGGCAGGAUGAAUUUUCAAAUGUUAAAAAUAAUAUUUUCUUAAAUGCUGUUUCUGCAUUUUAAACUUGAACUGAGGAAAGGACAUGCAUUUGGGGGGGGGGUGAUUUCUCCCUCCACCCAGCUUGUUUUUCUUGCAUGACGAGUGGGAAGUAAGGAAGAGCAAGUUGCUUUCUAACAAUGAUUGCCCAUUAACUCAGGAUUUAAUUUAGAAUGUGUAUUUGGAAACAUCUAGCAUUUCUUAUUAAAAAAUAAUCGUUUUUCUUUGCGGCGUCUGUUACUGUUUUAUAUGUGUGCUUAUAUAUUAUAAAAAUCCUUUCACUGUGCCAUUGAAUCCCCCUGCAAGCUUUGCCUGACCAUGUAACUGCUAAAUAUUAGUUUCCCGUCUGGAUUGCCUUGGCGAUUGUGAAGGGCACUUUCUAACUUUUCCUUAGGGUGCUUUUGCUGCUUGUAGCUGUGGUUAGUCAGCACACGAUUGUGUGAAGAGCUUCAAAGAAAGGAGAUGACACGUACGAACCGCCAAGAUGCAGUUGUGUCGUCAUUUGUGGCUAGAUCUGUCAAACUGCGAAGGUUGCAGUAUUUAAAUAUAGGUGUUACGUCCUGAUGCAAAUGGGAUGUUGUCAGGUGAAUAGUAUGAUAUGUUCAGGUUAUAAAUACCAGCAGUGCCUUAGGUAGAUAUGGGAUCUUCGGUUGAAUCUUACCGUGCCAGAAAAAAAGGAUUUACUGCUUGAUGCAGCUCUACAGUGGAAAUAGUUUAUAUCUUCCUAAAUGCAGGCACUAGGAGGCAUACUCAAACAGAGCACAGUCUAAUACAGGUUUAAGGGCACUUCACAACCUUUGAUUUCAGUAGGCCUUUGAUUUCAGUAGAUACUUGUGUGUGUUCUGCUGUGCACUUAAUUGUACUCUUGGUGUGCACAGUUCUGGAAACACGGAUUUAAGAGUAAGACGAGUGGAUUCAUCCUAAUGAAAACAUGUUUAAUACUCAACAUUUACACUGAGCUGGACUCUCCCCUGUCAAAAUAGGGUAGCAGCGGAAACAUCACAAUGGAAAUACCAUGUUUUCACUAUCCAUAGCUAAGGUUUGCCAGGAGAGAAGAAAGAAGGGAAGGGUGCAAACCAGGUCACUGGUGUCUCCAUUCUUGAUUUUUUCUUUUGGUGAUAACCAGUUUAUUACCUUUCUGCGGCAAUUUUUUAAAAGCAUCUCUAAAAUUAGGAGCCAGACAUUUUUGCAAUUAAAGAAAAAUAUGGCUCUUAGAGUAGCCUUAGGUGUACUUUAUUGUCCUAGUUCAUGACCAAACUAUACAAGAUGUUUAACUCUUUCAUCUCUUGAUAACAGUCCUGAGGAAGGUGCCUCUUCGGAGGCUGGUAUUUGUUUUGUAGGGUAAAUUUCCAAAACCAGGGUGGAGGAGGGAUUUUCCUCGGGACUGCAGCUGGGGAGAUUUACCCCAAACUGCCUGGUGUUAUUUGCAGUGUUGAAAACUGGCCCAUUAAAGACACAUUUAACCACAUCUAGGCAAGGUACAGCAAAAGGUAAAUCUGUAAAGUGGCUUAAAGCAUAUCUUACUGGUAUUUGUAAGCUACUCUGUGAGACUGUUUUCUGUUGAAGAGUAGGAUUAAAAUUAUUUUAAUAGAAAAAUUUAGGCCCCUGGUUUCUAAUAUGUUUACAGUAUGUUAAAAUAUGUGGUGUUAAAACCUACUUGGUUUCUAUAUCUCAUGUUUUGAAUGCAUAAAACCUCUACACCGGUGAUGUGCACAUUUGCUCUGAACAUAAAAGGAAAAUAUGCAUAUUCCUUAAAGUAUUAGUUACCAUUUCUAUGUAUGGUAAGUGUCACUUAAACAGUCGGAGCUUUUGUCUGACAGUUGCUUUUAAUCCACCAAAAAUCCCCAAAGCAAUUUCAUUGUUAUAAUAAAAGUUUCAUUUUAAAAAGACCACAGGUAAAUUAGCCUGUUGCUACUGUUUAUAAUAGCUGUGCAAGUUAGAUAUUUAACAUCCCUAAGUGCUGUCUUCUAUGCUGUAUUCUUUCUGACACUGAAAAUCCCAAGGGCUAGAAGUACGUGUUAAAACAUUGUGCAUCCAAGAGAGAUUAUGGUUGCCUUGUAAAUGAGCAGCUAGUGCCCCAUAGGGAAAAUCAAAAGAAGUAAAUACAAAUCUUUUAAACGAGCUUAAGUGAAAUUGACACCAAAGCUUCACAAAUAUAGUUCAAAAUAUUCUGCCGCCACCCCCAGCAACAAAUGGCUUUUAAACAAUGUCAUGACUACCUUCAUCCUCCUUGCCUUGCCCCAGUGCCAGAUCAAAACCAGUUUGUGCUACUUCCCUCCCUCCAAAUAAUUAACUUUGCUAGAAAUUACUAGGUUUCCCAUUGUGAUCUGCAAGUCAUACAUAUAUGGCUGCUCUAAACUCUUCAUCAUGGUCAGGUUGAAUGUUCAGCAUGAAUUGCAUGCAGUAUGCAAAACUGAAGCCAGAUUGAAAGAGAAGUACCUUUGCCUUGUUCGUGUGCUCGAGUAAUGCCUCCUUUUCUUCUUCUUCAUUGUGCUUGGGAGCUGGAGGAGGAUAGGCAGUAUAAACUAAGGGUACUACUGGAUGUGCAUUUUUGGAGUAUGCUGUGAGUUCACUUGGGAGACAGCCUAUCAGCUUCUUAGGGGGGCUAUCCCAAUCUGAAAGAGUUUGGCUUCAAAACCCAGCUAGAUCCCCAAACAAUCUAUUGCAGGCACACUACAAUCUGCCCCAUAAUCUUAUGUGGAAUGGAUUGUGGAAGAUGUUCUCUGGAGUACUUUGAUCACUUCCCUUGAGUGAUCCGAUUGCAAUGUCAGUUGUCAGAAACAAGGAAAAGAAGACCUCUGUAGAUGAUAGGAUGAGGGUGUCCAUCUAGUUGACCACCAUCCUUUCCAACAAUGGUCGGUCCCUGGUGAAGCCCACAAGCAGCCCCUCCAUUGUCUGCAGCUGGUAUCCAGAGAGACACAGCCAUUGAACCUGAAUAAUCAAUUUAACUAGUCAUAGUGAAUAAGCAUUUUAGAGAGAGCGAUCUUCCAUAAAUAUGUCUGCUCUUUUACUGGCUACCUAAGCCAAUGGUAAUUACCACACAUUGUGUUGGCGAAUUCAGUACAUUUGUAUAUUCAUUUUCGAACAGAUUAGUUUUCAAACGUUUUGGCUCCCGAAUGCUGCAAACCCGGAAGUGAGUGUUCUGGUUUGCAGACUAUUUUUGGAAGCUGAACGUCCAACGGGGCUUCAGUGGCCAAUCAGAGCCACGCUUUGGUUUCCAAACAUUUUGGAAGUCGAACGGACUUCCAGAACAGAUUCCUUUCGACUUCCAAGGUACGAUUGUAUUUUAAUUGUAUGUUCUGUGAAGAAGUGCUUUUUGUCUGUCAUGAGCAGAGUUAUUGACAUUUUUUCCUGAAAUACAAGUCCAUUAUAUUUCACCACGCGCCAAAUUAAAUUGGUUGUCAACUUUACACUAUAAUGAGCUAAAGCUUAAGUUGAUUGAUUCAUGGGGCUGCCAGUUAAGGGCACAGAUGUUCAUCAAGGCAACUUCCGUUGCAGUGCAUUGCAGUGCUGUGGAAUGAAAAAAGACCAUAUGAAACAUUGCCUCCUGAGCAUUUGCAGAUUUUAGUCACCCAUAUUGAGGUUUUGAUGAGCUUAAGAAAAGGUAGAUGACAAAUCAACAAAUUAAGCAUUUGUUGCAAAUAAUUCCUGAACAACUAUAUUAGCGUUUUAUCAUACAUGUGUCUUUCACUACUAGUGUUCUUGAAAAACGUCCAUCUGUUUUGUUAACAGUAUUACAUGCGUGUCUUUUAUUGCAGAUACAUAUAUUGUGAUGAAAUUGACUUGGCUGCGGAUACAGUUCUGGCAACUCUUUACGCUGCCAAGAAGUACAUCGUUCCUCAUCUUGCCCGUGCAUGUGUUAACUUCCUAGAGACGAGUCUGAGUGCAAAAAACGCUUGUGUACUGCUCUCCCAGAGCUGCUUAUUUGAGGAACCAGACCUGACUGAGCGCUGCUGGGAAGUGAUUGAUGCCCAGGCAGAGCUGGCUUUGAAAUCAGAAGGGUUCUGUGACAUUGAUUUUCAAACACUCGAAAGCAUCCUCCAGAGGGAGACCCUGAAUGCCAAAGAAAUUGUGGUUUUUGAAGCUGCUCUCAGUUGGGCCGAAGUAGAGUGUCAACGCCAAGAGCUACCUGCCAGCAUAGAAAACAAGCGCAAAGUCCUUGGGAAGGCCCUCUAUCUCAUCCGCAUCCCUACGAUGGCGCUUGAUGACUUUGCAAAUGGUGCUGCUCAGUCCGGCAUCCUGACCCUCAAUGAAACAAACGAUAUCUUCCUUUGGUACACGGCUGCCAAAAAGCCAGAGCUGCAGUUUGUGAGCAAUGCCCGGAAAGGCCUUGUCCCGCAACGCUGCCACCGCUUCCAGUCUUGUGCCUACCGCAGCAACCAGUGGCGCUACAGGGGCCGUUGUGACAGCAUACAGUUUGCUGUUGACAAAAGAGUGUUCAUUGCUGGCUUCGGGCUCUAUGGCUCCAGCUGUGGAUCGGCCGAAUACAGUGCCAAGAUUGAACUCAAACGGCAAGGCGUUAUCCUAGGGCAAAACUUGAGCAAGUACUUCUCUGACGGAUCUAGCAACACUUUCCCAGUGUGGUUUGAGUACCCCGUGCAGAUUGAACCAGAUACCUUUUACACAGCUAGUGUGAUUCUGGAUGGAAAUGAACUCAGCUAUUUUGGACAGGAAGGGAUGACAGAAGUUCAGUGCGGCAAAGUAACUGUGCAGUUCCAGUGCUCUUCAGACAGUACCAAUGGCACUGGGGUUCAGGGGGGGCAGAUUCCAGAACUUAUCUUUUAUGCCUGAAAGAAGAUGGGUUCCAGAACAUGGAGAGUGCUGUUCUAUGGUGUAUAUGUCUGGUCCAGACCUGUUUGAUACUUACCUUGCUGUCUGCAGAUAUGUGAUCAGUACAGGUAAUAUGUUCCUGAAAUGCAGUGAACAGCUUAAUGCUUGCUGUACUUUUGUAGCCUAAGUGUAAAAUUCUUUUUACUGGGAGCUCCCAGGAACAAGCAAAUGAGCAAAUUAUAAAAGUCAAGAGUUUCACAGCCUUACCACAGAUGAGAUGGCCUUUUUUUGUGAAAGAAAGGAAAUAGAUGUUCUUCUCCAUGCUGUUUCCCACCUACCCUUUUAACUUGCUACUUUCUCCUGUUCUUUUGACUUAUUUAUUUUUGUUUGCUCCAUGCCAUAGGCUUUUCAAACAUCUCACUGUUUGUUUUAAUGGACACCCCCUCACACUUCCACUGGAGGCUGAUUUGGCAGCAACACCACCAAUUCACACAAAAUCAGUUUUGCUAGAGAGACAAGUUUGGUCUUCCUGCAUGUGCUAAUCAGAUGUUGGGAAGUUGUGUUAAUUGAGAUGGACCGCUGGGAUGAACUGGUGCAUUGAGAAUGUCUACAAAGGAAAGUAAGUCUCCUCAAGGAGCAAAGUGGGUUAUGCACAGUGGAUUCCUACUUUCUUCAACACCAUUCUCCCAAGCUUCUCCUGAGACACAAAACAACUCCUGCUUGUCCAGCUAGUGCAUUGAAAUGAAUGGUGUUUUCACCAUGGCAGUGCCUCAGUGACCCAUUUCUUUUUAAUAAAGCAUUUCCUCAUUUUAAUAAAGCCUUUGUAGUCACCCUUUAUGGGUCCAGUCCCUUUCCCACAAUUUUCUGAUCCAUAGAAAAGGAGCAAAUCCCUAGUGACUAUUUUUUCUUUUUCCAAAGGCAGUUGAAAACUUUUUGGCAUGAUGUUACUUUUACCACCUUAGUAAAAUAAUAAUAAUAGCAAUUUUUGUAGUAUUAUAUUACUUUCAAUUGCUAUGGAUAGUUCACAAAUUGACUAACUUGACAGAUAAAUUGAUAGAAGCAAGAAGCAAGUAGGUUUCAAAGACUUCUCCAUUUCUGGGUCAGUAUCCAAAUAGUAGGUUGGACAAAAUGCAGUUGUACUUAAAUAUUCACCCACAUGUUUGCUUUUUAAAGAUGCUCCAGAUCUGUGAUUUUUUUAAAAAAGAUGCCCAGAUUUCUUGGCUUUCAGAAUCCCCCUAACUACGUACUGUGUCUGGGAUCAGAUAGUAACAUGGCUAGCGUGGAUGCUGUUUGUAGUUUUUCUUCUUAGAGCUGCUUUUUAGCACAGCUGUAAAUGGUUGCUUUGAGUAGCAUUCAUUACCACACUGCAUAGAACGCCUGUUAAGACGCAUCUCUAAAACAUGUAUAUGUUCAUUUUAUAGGAAGUUUUGAUUUUUGUGUAAUUGUAAUGAAAUUCGUAACUGCCAGCAUUUUCUGAAAAGGGGACAUUUGUGACUUAGAUUUUCCCCAUUUUAAUUUGAUCUUCAUUCAGAUCUGAAGUUCAGUUUUUCAUUGACCAGAAGCAUUUUUUUCCUCUCUUAUUUUAAAUUGGUUGUCAGGCUUCCUGUAGAACCAUCUGUGUUCUUGGCAGGAAAGGGCUGCAGGCUGGGUGGUAGUAAAAAUGAAAGGAAAUAAGCAUAACUGAAUGAUACAGAGCAAUUUCAUGUUCAUGAAAUAAUGAAAGGCACAUUUUCAAGUAGGCAACACUUGUCUAUGCUUGAAAGUUGCUUACAGUGGUAUUCCCAAGCUGAUUUUCAAUUCCCCUUGCUUUAAAUUAAGGAUAUGAUUUAUUCAGUAACGUAAGCAUGAAUGCUUCCUGCUACAUUGUUUAAGGUGGGAGUGUACCUCCCCAACACUAAAUCUACACACUGAUAUAACUAUAUAAAUGUUUCUCCCACCUCUCAACCCACCAAUAUGGUAUAUUAUCUGUUCAUGUGCUUGCUCUGAAUAUUUUAACCUGCUGGAAUCAUGGCUUCUAGUAGUCUUUUAAGUGCCAUUAAGAAUCUAAAAUAUGGUGGAUUGGGCAUGAGAAAAUCCAGCCUUCAAAUGCAGUGUUUUCUCAGAUGUGUAUAAUAUAAAGGAAAACACAGAGGCUAUUCUUAAAGGGAAAAUGUUAUUAUUGCCUUUUUAAUUAUUUCAAACGGUAUGAUGUAAAACAGAAGCAUAUAAAUGCUCUCAUGUUGUAUUGGGGUUGCUUCCUGAUCAGAUGUACCUGAUGUACAUCAGAUGUAUCCUCAAGAACCAUUGUGGCUGGCGCAUUGGUCUUACACCCAGGGAGAACCAGGUAAAAGCCCUGCUCAGUCACAAAAUUCCCCGGGUGCUCUUAGUCCAGUCUCUCAGCCUAACUUUCCUCACACUGAUGCUGUGAGGAUGAAAUUGGUGGCAGGGCAUCAAGGAAGGGCAGGAUAAAAAUGAGAAUGAAUAAUUUGUGCAUAAUGUGCUAGGAGAGGGGGAGGGGCUCCUACAGAUGCUUCCCCAUGCUUUUUCAUGAACCUCAAAUAAGAGUCACAACGGAAUUGCAUGGUUUGAGCAAGUAGUGCUAUUUCCCCUACUAGCAAUCCUAUAAAAGCCAGUUUCCAGACUAGGGUCAUGUGGGGUUUUUGAUGCCCUGUGCCCUCUUGGCCUCUAGAUGGCAUAUGUACACUGCUGCUUUUACUUAAUGCCCCACUGAAACAGAUGGCUGUCAAGAGGUCCAGAAUGGUAUCCGAGUGUAGCACUUUAUAUUUCCCUUAAUCGUGAAUGUCUUGUCAUUCACUUCCAUGGGGGGAAGUAACUGGGUUUAGUUGGGUGUAGUGCUGGGGAGAAAGAGGGCUAGGUUAGGCGGCCCCUGAUUUUGGAAUGGAAUGCAUAGCUCAACCUCCCCUGAAAAGGGGCGUCUUUCUGUCCCCCUUCCCUUGUUUGUCAAAGCGACAGGUGCUUAUUCAGUUUGAACCUGAAAGCAGAAGUGAGUAUCAUUUGCCUACCAUUAUGAGCAGUUCUUAAACCAGUUUGCAGUGGUAAAUUGCAAUCCUUUUUUGAUGGUACAUUUCGGUGCACCAUCUCCUUUACUGUACAAGGGUAAUGUCAAUGAGGUGUGCUGUCAGAUACAAAAAAUGCAUGUCUUAAACCAAUAUAAAAAUUAAGCGAUAUAUUGGUUUACUCUUAAGAUAAGGGAGGCAUAGCUUGCUGCAUAAAAGUUAGCAUGUGUCUUCUGCAACUGAGUCACUUAAGCUGAUCAAGAGGCCUGGACCUUCCCCAUGUGUUCCUUGAAAAAAGAGAGAUGAGUUCAGAGUUUAAAUAGUAUUAAAUUUGUCUUAGUACGGACAAUAUUUUAAAGCAUAUUUUGAAACUGAUUUGCAUUCAAGGCACAUACUGCAGAGGUGUUUAAAAAUUAUCCCUGCAACCAUGAGAGCUAAAUACUUUCACAGCUUUCACGAAAGCACCCUUCCCUGCUUUUAGAUUAUACAGGAGAGAACUAAGUUAUGCUUCCAACACAAUUGGGUGUUUGUAUUCUGCUUGGUGCACAUUAUUUUACGUGCCUCACAAUGCACUCCUGUGCACGUCUACUCAGAAGUAAAUCUCAUUGAGUUCAGUGGGUCUUACUUCCAGAUAAGCAUGCACAGAAUUACAGCUUUAGACAGUAGAAUUUAAAGUGUGCAUUGCACUACUUUCAGCAGUUUUCAGUUAAAAUGCCUUUAAAAUUACUAUUAAACUUGGGCCACUUCUAGUAUGAAUUAUUUUUAUUGUCAGCAUCUGUACCAUGCCUUUCUAAGGCAUAUUCAAUGCAGCUUGUAAUCAAAAUAAAAAUAAUGCACAACAAAAAGAACAAAAAUAUGAGGAAAAUGGCAAAGCAAUAAAAAGGACUAAAAACUAUAGGAUAAUCUGGCAGGGGAAGGGUGAAAAAUAAAGGUACGCUGCAAAAGCUUGCUGUAAUAAAAUUGCCUUUGCUGCUCGUCUAAAAGUGAGUAGCGAUAGGGCCAGGAGCACCUCCUUGGGGAGGCAGCUCAAAUGCAUGGCUGAGAAAAGUAUAAAUGGGAUCAAAAUGAAAAGUCAGAAUGCUAAUAUAUUGAUAAGGAGGGAACACACAAAGAAUGGGGAAGUCCGCAUUUUCCGAGUGCUGCAGAAGCUGAGUAUUUCAGAGUUGGUUCUGUAGAUAACACCAGAAAAUUCAGCCAAAUGAAAUCUGCUACCUAAAGUGGCACUUUAACCAGGCAACUAGCAAUUUUAUGAAGGGGGUUUUUGUACCUUUCAGAAUUGUCCACAUUGAUCUAGUUCCUGGUCAGUUGUUACUCUCCAGGGAGCAACCUGGUAAAGAGUCUUGCGCGUGCAAACCAUCCCCAGAUAGAAAGUAGUGUGUGGUACUUCAUUUGGUUGAAUGCAAGAUCUCCGUGGUGUUGUAUUCAAAGUAGAACUAAGGCUGUUGUUCCAUCAGCACAAACCUUUCUGCUUGCUUGACAGAGCUAUCUCCCCUUCCUCAGCAUGCCAUUCUGAGGAUUCUCCCAAACCCCUGGAGAAGAUUUGGGGAGAGCACAUUGGAAAGUCCCAAUGCGCUAGCAGAAAUCAUGGUCCUAAGGCUUCUGGUUACUUUCUUGAAUGGGGCAGGGGGUUAGAGCACAGUAGAUUGCAUACAAGAGCCUCUAGGUUCAAUCUCCAGCAUCAGAAAUGCACACACAUACCAUCUGAAACUAAAGCUGCUGCCAGUCCAUGUAUACUAUUAAGCUAGAUGCACCAGUGGUCUGACUCUGUAGAAGACAGCUUCCUGUGGAUAAGGAAACCUACGGAAUUGAGUCCCCCCCCCCCCCACUGCUGAUUAACAAAAGUGCUUUUUGCCUGAGGACCUACGUCACUUUUAGAACGAAUAGAAGAGAAUGCCCAAUGAAGUAUGCCAAAUAAAAAAACAAUUACAGGGUCGUCAUUCAGCAUCUCUGAAAUGCACAAAUGGCUGUGUGUGGACUUUGCUGUUCUCUUACAUGAACAAGGGUAUGCAGUGAGGAAUCUCUGUACAUGCACAGAGGCACAUCUCUGUGGAUACAAGGUCCUUGCAUGCAGGGGGACUAUGCAUUAGUCUCUUAAAUGCAUAAAGUGCCCCACAACUGCUGCUAUCUGUUAACAUUAACACUAAUUAUAUUAUUGGCAUUCAUAUUUUAAUAGUGCUAUUUAAAAGUAUCUGCUGGUGAUCAUACCACCACUAUCAAUGAAAGGCUUUGCCCAAAUGGCAUUGAGUCAAUCCUGUUUUCUGUAUCUACCCAUGUUAGGUUGGAUUCAUUCUAAUCAAUGUAUGUUGCCUUAAAUGGUUUGUGGAUUGAAUUAUAAGGCUGCCAGCAUCAAUCGACUGGAAGCAGGGGAUGUCCGUAGAAUUGUUUCCAAAUGAGAGCUUUGUACCCUUAAAUAGAAAGUCAAUAUCCUAAAUGUAUGAAUUCCUGUAUAUUUUGGUUUAUUCUUCUAAAGCACCAAACAUAUUUAUCUGGAACAGAACAGAGCCUGAGAUGUGAGAAAAUAUUAUAGAUGCUGUUUAAAUUACGCCUAACAUCUUGUUGCAUGGCGAGCUGGAAGGGGGAAGGGAAGCUGUUAACUGGAUUUGUGGUGUAAUAUACUUUAAGCAUAUCUGACAUAGUAUUUAAGUAAAUGUUCUAAUUUCUACAGUACUUAUUGCACUGAUUUUUUUAAAUGUUAAAACUCCGUUAUUUCAAAGACAACUGCGUCUAGUUGUGCUUGGAGCAGUGCUUGACUAUAGCAACUGAUGGCAUUAUUUAUGAAGGACAGAUAUAUAUAUAAAUAUGAAGUACCUCAAGUUGAAUGUUAUCGUACUGUAUCUUUAAUGUAACAGUGCAGAAUUUUAGUAGACACAUGAAUGUGUAUAAUCACAUUUAAAAGGCAAAUAAAAAUUGAACUGGUUCUUA